GUAUUAACCUUUUCUCCCUUGCUCAGUUAAGUAGUUGAUGACAUUUCUCUGAUGUUUCGCACGUGACUUUAUUACGCUCUAGUCGAAUUAUCUCAUUUAGAAAACAAACAAUAAAUAAUAAUUUUGUGUUCCAUGAUAAUUUCAUCAAUUUACUUGGGCCUUCCUUAAUGCAGCACUUGUCCUAUUGGCGUUUGCUGGCUCCGUUGGAAUGACCCUAGUCAUCCUAGGAUGCGCCCUCCCACAAUUCAGCAACUGGUUUCCGCUGCUCGUGUUAAUAUUCUACUGCUUAGCUCCAAUACCAACUCUCAUUGGUCGUCGGUACAAUGAUUCUGGAUCCAACAACUCGUGCAUGGAAAUGGCGAUUUUCCUAACUAUGGGAAUUGUGGUGUCAGCCUUUGCCCUGCCUAUUGUGCUAGCUAGAUCUCCAGUCGGUGCCCCAACGAUUGAGUGGGGCGCGUGCUAUCUUGUAUUGUCUGGCAACGUGGUGGUGUACCUGACCAUGCUUGGCUUCUUCAUCACAUUUGACAACGAAGAUCUCGACUACAGUAUGUGGUGAUUGCAGAGCGCCCCCUUUCCUGUCAUCUGAAUGCCGCGAGCAAAGUGAGACAUGCGUAUGUGACUUGUAGUGCGUGAGUGCGUCUGUCUAUUUGAAUGAGUAAGCAUAUUCCUCCUGCCUUUGCUUGAUUUUGUGUUAUCUCUUGUGCAAAUUUUGGGCAAUUAUCAAACUCGAUUCAUUUGAGUAGGUUUUGUACGCGUCUGUCCCUCAAGAGAAAAGAUCAUCUCAAGAAUUUCAAGAUAAUACAUAUAUAUAGUCCUCAAACUCUAAUGUAAUAUUAGCUGAAAAGACUUCAACACUUUCUUAAUCGAUAUGAAGAAAUGUUAAACUUACAAUUAACUCUCUUUGUGUACACCUUAAUGUUUAAGAUCCGUUCAAACAACGCUUUUAUAAUUUUUGUUCUGCUAUUGUAAGAAAUUUAUCACAUUAAAAUAAAAUGCAAUUUUGCUGGUGAAUAUCA
Cloeon dipterum is the source of this 1016-nucleotide messenger RNA. RefSeq names its product leptin receptor gene-related protein. The coding region runs from base 209 to 556 and encodes 115 amino acids. Gene Ontology annotation, cellular component: endosome. Gene Ontology annotation, biological process: late endosome to vacuole transport via multivesicular body sorting pathway. The transcript is spliced from 4 exons. Lineage: Eukaryota; Metazoa; Arthropoda; Insecta; Ephemeroptera; Baetidae. The record is from RefSeq and is a predicted model, not a curated record.